This is a messenger RNA of Mercenaria mercenaria, 1976 nucleotides long. RefSeq lists its product as uncharacterized. The record is from RefSeq and is a predicted model, not a curated record. The transcript is spliced from 7 exons. NCBI's taxonomy places the organism in Eukaryota, Metazoa, Mollusca, Bivalvia, Venerida, Veneridae. Bases 183 to 1976 code for a protein of 597 amino acids.
AUCGUAUAUGACACUAGUGCUUGCUGAAAAUACAUCAAACGAAGCAUUUCUUUUAUCGAAACUUUGUAGAUAUGGACUUAGACUAACAAAGGAUUGUUGUUUUUCAGUGCGUCGAAACCAAAAGUGGAAAUAUCAGGAGAUGAGAUGUCUGUCUGAACUAUCAGAAAACAUCUCCUUUGGCCAUGUCGGACAACCCGGAAAGGUGUGCCAACUAUUUAAAAAUCGUAAGACUAAUCGUUGACGUUGGGACGGAUACUGUUAGAGACCUGUUCUAUUUUUAUAAACCAAAGGAGAGGGUAGCCGCCUUUUUUGCAAGCCAUACAAUUCUCGAUGAACUAUUUGACUUAAAACAAAGACAUGUGAUAACCUCGGAGCAGUUUGAGAAGUUAACAAAUGAUCCAAACCCGGAUGAAAUUGAUAUUUCAUUACUCAUUACAAUUCUGGUAAAUUUGUUUAAAUGGACAGUAGAUGAACCUGAAAAUGGCUGGAAUAACCCAACUGCUGAAGAUGAUGUCACACUCGGUGCUGACCUUUUACGACUGAAGAAAUUAAGGAAUUCGAUAGUAGGACAUAGUCCAGACGGUAAUAUUUCUAACGAAGUAUUUGAAGAUUUAUGGGAACAGACUUCUUGUAUUUUAACCAGGAUUGCAGAAAUUACACACAGUGAUACAAUUUCAGUUGUAAUAGAGAGGUAUAAGUCCAGUCCUUUAGACAAAAAUGAUGAUAAAUACAUCCCAUUAUUACGACAGUGGUAUGAAGAGUCGAUGUCAGCUAUUUCGAAUCUUCAACUGAGAGUACAGGAACUUUGCGAGAAGACCAACGAGUUUAUGUUGUUCUUCAAAAGUGACAUUCCCGAUAGAUAUAAAAGAUAUGCGCUUCUUCUUACCGAAGGUGGCAUGUUAGUUUUAGCAGAUGUUUUCAGGAGAGAAUUAUCGAAAAAUGGAGAUUGUUUAGAAAAAAUACUUGAAAGAAAGUGGGAGUUUUUUAAAACGUUAACUGUCAAAGAAGGUUCAGCUUGUAGUCAUGUCAAACUUGGAACAAAUGUCUCAAAAUGGGGACUUCAGACUCUUGCAAAAACAAUUUUACAUCUGUAUGCUCCCGGACUUAGUAGAAUGGAAUAUAAAGCUGUUCGUGCCAUAAUGGAAGCUAGUGGAGACUACGCGAAAACGGCAUUGGUGUCUUUAGAUAGUGACAAAUUUCGGCCAUAUUGGACAGACAUUGUAACAAAUAUUAGUAUUCUCGCAGUUGGACUUGAAGACAACACCCAAAUAUUGUGCCAAGAUCUCAUAAAAAAAUAUGACACUGAACCGAUCGAUGAGUAUGCUGCACAUAACUGUCUAACACAGCUUGGUAAAAACUGUUCUGAAAUGCAAAGGCUUGUUCAUCAGUAUAUUGAAACAAAGGAAAAGUUGAAGCAAGCGGUGGAGCAGAUGAGACGAGAAGGGGCUGGCUUUGGUUCAGAUCAUGCCGUCGAACUAAAAAUGAUGACGCAUGGGAAGACGGAGGAGAAACAGAAACUAGCAGAAAAUAUACUUUUUACGGUGUGGCAAAAGGCAAUGAGUCUAUCCGAUGAUCCCGGAAAUUUUGAGGCUAUCGAGGAAGCAGUAAACAGAAUCUUGGAAGGGAUAAAACACUUGCCAAAUGUCAAGGUUGAAACUGUGGAAAGACAUUGUAUUAUAGUAAAUGUUGUGUGUUCAUUCAACGUUGGUCUGUUGCAGCUUUUAGAUUUCAUAGAGUCUGUCUUAUUUACGGAGUGUAUGCAGUCUCUUAGUCAAUCGCUCAGUGCAUUCUGCGGAGAGGAAAUUGUUGUAACUGCUUUCUGUAGUAUAGAAAGUUUGUUGGAAACAAUGAGUCACAUCCGGGAUGAAGAGGUCAUUUCGAGCACGAUGAGUGUAAAAGUAAAAUGUUUCCACUGUAGGUUGCGGGUGCAAGUUUCACAAGAUGAUACAGAUGACAAAACAGUCAAUAACUAUUAA